AUUACAGACCGGAAGCAGUCAACAGGGCUGCCGGAAAUUCCUGAUGUUGAUCAACGGAUUUACCUUUUCGGCCUCUUAGAAGAGCAGGAAAGAAUCUGUGUUUGUACAUUUGUAUUGGUUAUUAAUUUACCGAAUAUCGACGUGUUAACCUGAGUAUUCUGUAAUACUAUAGCAAGAGGGUUAACUGAAAACGAUUCUGUGUUAACUGUUGGGCCCAAGGCUGGGCUGUCGAUAGCCUAGCUUUCACUGAAGUCCUGCUAGUUAGCAGCGUCGUCUUGUGUUAGCUCUCACAUUAGCUGGCUUGAAAGUCAGCUGUUCCUCAAUAAUAAAUUCAUUUUGAGUUGUAAAAAGGCAUCGUUCAAGGAACAUGGCAGUUGUCAACGAAAGCGCACUCAAGAAAAUGCUAAAGCAAUACAAAUAUAAAGAGAUGACAGUUCGUGAGAUAACCAAUGUCAUCUCUCAGUACAAGGAUUUGAAGCCAGUCAUGGAUGCUUAUGUGUUUAAUGAUGGUUCUACAAGAGACCUAAUGAGCUUGACAGGCACUGUCCCUGUGAGCUACAGAGGCAAUGUCUACAACAUCCCUGUGUGUUUGUGGCUGCUGGACACAUAUCCCUACAACCCCCCAAUCUGUUUUGUGAAACCUACAAGUGCCAUGAUGAUCAAAACUGGCAAGCACAUUGAUGCCAAUGGCAAAAUAUACCUGCCUUAUCUACAUGAGUGGAAGCACCCUCAGUCAGACCUGUAUGGGCUGAUUCAGGUGAUGAUAGUUGUGUUUGGAGAGGAGCCUCCAGUGUUUUCCCGGCCCACCACACAAGCUCCCUACCAAGCUUUUCAAGCAGCUGGACCCCCUAAUUCUUCCUACAUGCCUGGCAUGCCUGUGGUGUCACCUUACGGCCCAAAUCCCAACCCUGGAGGUUACCCAGCUUACCAGUACCCAGGAGGAAACUCUUACCCAGCCACUCCAGGACCUGCACACUACCCAACCCAGACCCCAGUCUCCACAGUGGGUCAGAGCAGAGAUGGCACCAUUGGCGAGGACACCAUCCGCGCAUCUCUCAUUUCAGCUGUGAGUGACAAACUUCGCUGGAGGAUGAAGGAGGAGAUGGACAGAGCUCAGGCUGAGUUGGACGCUCUUAAGCGAACAGAGGAAGACUUGAAGAAAGGACAUCAAAAACUAGAAGAGAUGGUCUCAAGACUUGACCAAGAAGUGGCCGAGGUCGACAGGAACAUAGAGCUCCUGAAGAGAAAGGACGAGGAGCUAAGCGAGGCUUUGGAAAAAAUGGAGAACCAGUCAGAGAACAAUGACAUUGACGACGUCAUUGUGCCCACCGCUCCGCUGUACAAACAAAUCUUGAAUCUGUACGCUGAGGAAAAUGCAAUUGAGGACACAAUCUUUUAUCUGGGAGAAGCCCUCCGCCGAGGUGUCAUAGAGCUGGAAGUCUUCCUCAAGCAUGUGCGACUUCUGUCCAGGAAACAGUUCCAGCUGCGUGCCCUCAUGCAGAAAGCCCGCAAGACUGCCGGCCUCAGUGACCUGUACUGACCCGCGAUGACGGCCCGGAAACAUCCAUAUCUUCACUCUUACUCUUUCGCCAGCUGUUUACUCCCUUUUUACUGUCUACUUGUAUAUCAACCAGCUGCCUCUUUUUUUAACAGAAACAACACAGACAGAGUUGUGAAACGUCAGAGUGUGGCCUCUGUCGUAUUGGCUGCCGUUGGAGGCCGCUGCUCCUUGUCAAACAAAACCCCGACGUGACAUUAUUAUUUGUGCGCCCCAGUGUUCAGUGGAAGCCCCUGUCGCCGUAGUGAUCUAGGUCCUGUGACGUGAGAAGCAGCUCGACACGCGUGUACGCGUAGUGUACGUGUAAGCCUGACGUGCGUGCAAUGUAUGCAACGUUUGGCCCGAGCAAUGCUGUACCUGGACAUGUGUACCACGAGUUACUGUGUUUACCCGCAUACAGCAUGCGCCAUCGCAUCCACAGGCUCUCUUUGCUGUCCCUUCGCUGGACAAAGCCAUUUGGCCCGUAAGCACAAAUGAUAAAGGGGGUGGGCUGAGGCUCUUUGGAGAGUGCUCCUGCAGUCCACUCCUCAGAAUGAAAGGUUAAGGCUCCGAAAUGAAUACCCUGAAUACCUCUUCCAAAUGACAGAGGUCAAGUCUCAGGAUUUGUUCAGUAUGCAUUGUGGAUCAUAUUUAGUCGAUCUCUUGGGGCCACUGAGCUAAAAUUUCCUAUUUGAGCUCCUAUACCUCUAACCAUCAUUACAGCUUUUUCUCUUUUGUGUCGAGACAGUCAUUUGAAAAAGCUGUUUCACUCUGUACAGUUUCUCUAUUUAAGGCGGAUGGCAGUAUUGGUAUACUUAAUUUUAAAGUAUAAGGAAGGAUUUGUAUUCUUUUUUUGCUUACCUUUCAGUUUUCCUUGUGCUGUCCUUUCAUGCUUGGGCCUGCUGAAAAAGUUAGGUUUUUCAUAAAUGUCAGGAAAAAGUUGUGAAUAAAACCGAGGGCUUCAGGAUACGAAAAAGUCAAUAACUAUUGUACUAAUCAGAAAGUUAACUUAUGUAAAGUUUGGUCUCUUAAGUUAGCCUUUUACUAAAUGCACUUUGAAUUGUAUGAUAGAUUUUUUUCUUUUCAUUUCGACCAUAGAUCACCUGUUCUUUUAUAUCUGUAGAUUUAUGGAAAUCAAUAAGAAAUAAAACGUCUGAUUUUAACGC
Molecule: messenger RNA, 2703 nt
Organism: Menidia menidia (Atlantic silverside)
Lineage: Eukaryota; Metazoa; Chordata; Actinopteri; Atheriniformes; Atherinopsidae
Source: the annotation of a GenBank genome assembly